GAGUUUAAAUAAUUGGACGAAUUUCCAAUUUUUAGAAGCGCAACCAGAAGAGCAGACAGACGACCAGACCAGGGUUUCAUUCUCUUUCGAUCGAACCCCUGCCGGUCGGUGAUGGGUCGCCCACCCAGUAACGGAGGCCCCGCCUUCCGUUUCACCCAGCCUGAGGUGACAGAAAUGGAAGCUAUUCUUUCAGAUCACAACAAUGCAAUGCCAGCAAAAGAUGUUCUUGAUGCUCUUGCAGACAAGUUCAGUGAAUCACCCAACCGUAAAGGCAAGAUUACAGUACAGAUGAAACAGGUAUGGAAUUGGUUUCAAAAUAAGCGAUAUGCGAUAAGGGCCAAGUCUAGUAAGACUCCUGCAAAGUUAAAUAUCACGCCCAUGCCUCGGGUUGAUUUGGCCCCAGGAAGGAUUAUGGCUCAACCAACAGCUUCUCCUAUUCCUGCUCCUUCAGCUUCAGCUCAAACAACAGCAAAAGUAGCUCCUGAAAAUUCGGUUAUGGAAUUUGAAGCUAAAUCUGGAAGGGAUGGAGCAUGGUAUGAUGUGGCUAACUUUCUAUCAUACAGACAUUUGGAGAGUAGUGACCCGGAAGUGCUAGUGCGUUUUGCUGGUUUUGGAUCCGAGGAAGAUGAAUGGAUUAAUGUGCAAAAAAAUGUCAGGCCGCGCUCUCUUCCAUGUGAAUCAUCAGAAUGUGUCGCAGUGCUCCCUGGUGAUCUCAUACUUUGUUUUCAGGAGGGUAAAGAACAAGCUCUUUACUUUGAUGCCCAUGUCCUUGAUGCUCAAAGACGGAGGCAUGAUGUAAGAGGUUGUCGUUGUAGAUUUUUGGUUCGCUAUGAUCACGAUCAGUCUGAGGAAAUUGUGCCGCUUAGGAAGGUUUGUCGGAGGCCUGAAACUGAUUACAGAUUACAUCAACUUCAUGCCGUUAAUGAUGCAGCGCCUGCGGAUCAGCAGAAAAUUAGCUUAGAUCAUCCAACAAAUGUUCAUGGCAUUAGGGUUAUUAGUUCUUCUGAAACAGUACAAAAGCAGCAGCAGCAGAUUGCAAAUAUUCAUAUAGUAACACCAGUCUUGCAAACAAAUGUUUCUAUACCAAAACCACCACCACAAAGUAUGAAUGUGGAUCCAAUGAAAGCUGAAACAAAAGCUGAUGUUCAAGCUGGAAUUUCUGUCCCUCCAGGCUUUGCCCCAUUGGCUGUCCCUCCAGGCUUUGCCCCAUUGGCUGCCGGCAUCAUUACUACUGGCAGUAUUACUUCUAGCAUUAUUCCUGAAGUCUCCACUCAGAACAAGGCUGAAGGGAAGUAGCUUGAAUAUGAUUCGUUAAGUCUUCUGCCUUAUGUGAGGAUCAUUUUUCAAACCUCUUGAUAGAAUUUGGCAUAUGCCUUUUCAAACAACUAACUAGUUGGAUAGCUUUUCUUUUGCACAAAAUGCUUGUACAUGAGCUUUUUGCAUCUGAACUAUGAGGUGCUAGAAUUACACUCACCUCGUCUUUUAUUUAUGGUAAAAUAUAUAUUAUCCUCUUUAAAGUAGUAUCAGUAUGUAUGAAUUACACUUUAAUAUAUUUUAAUAGAAACGCAUUUUCUAA
Messenger RNA from Trifolium pratense (red clover), 1576 nucleotides. Its product is annotated as protein SAWADEE HOMEODOMAIN HOMOLOG 2. The record is from RefSeq and is a predicted model, not a curated record. The transcript has 9 exons. Bases 112 to 1296 code for a protein of 394 amino acids. Gene Ontology annotation, molecular function: chromatin binding; DNA binding. NCBI's taxonomy places the organism in Eukaryota, Viridiplantae, Streptophyta, Magnoliopsida, Fabales, Fabaceae.